AUGGCAAAAGCAGCAGGGAAACGGAACUCUGAAACCACCCCACCAACAGCGCGGCGCAAGCAACGAAAGCUAUCGCCGUCAGCUGAAUCCUCGAUGCAAGAAGACCCCGGCGAUGAAUCCAGCGAUGAGCUUUCCGCCGAUACCCACCGCUACGUCAAGAAGAAGGCGGGUGGCAAAAUUCGGCAUUCUGAGCAGCCGGCUACUAGAGCGGAUGAGUAUGCGGAGGAUGAUGGACGGAUUGGGGCACAGGGGAUGGGUAGACAGUUCUUGGCGCUGGUGCAGUUUGAGAGUAGGACGAAGAGAAUGGAUAAGAAGGCUGCGGGCACGUUCUUAGAGGGCUAUACGCAGCGAUUAGAGGGUGAAGAACGGACUUUGAAAGGGCGAUCCGUGGAGUUGGGGAAGGUGGCUUCGGAACAAGACGCGGAUUUCAUCGAUGGGUUCACAGAGGCAUUUAAGAUCUCGCGACCAAUUGGCACGCCAAUCGACGAGGAGAAUGGGGAUAGUGGGUUUACGGCGCUGUAUAAGAAGAGUCGGAAGCUUACUCAGGAUGCGAGGGGGGUGUUGGAGGUGUUUGUGAGGAUUGCGAGAUUAACUGAGGAGGUUGAGAGAGAGGGCUUGGGGGAUGUUCGAUGGGGCGAGGAAGAUGAGGAGCUGGUGAAGGUGCUUGAUGCUGGACGUGUAGUUGGGAUUCAGAAGCUGAAGAGCCUUGUGGGCUCGUCGCAGCUGGGAGCGGUUGAUAAGGACACGGCUCGUUUGGCGGAAGUGAUCUAUAGGGAGGAGGAGGAUGUGUUGCUUUCUAGUGUCAUAUUAAGCGAGGCCCCACCUCGAUUCGCACACAGAAAUCCUCAAAAUUUCCUCGACGACUUCAAAUUAAGGACCCGACCCCAACGACAACAACCGACAUCCCUCCUCUCAAUCAAGAUGGGUGCCCUUAAAUACGUCGAAGAGUUGCAGAAGAAGAAGCAGUCCGAUGUGCUGCGCUUCCUUCUCCGUGUGCGCUGCUGGGAGCUCCGACAAUUGAAUGUCAUCCACCGCGCCUCCCGCCCGUCGCGCCCUGAUAAGGCUCGUCGUCUGGGUUACAAGGCCAAGCAGGGCUAUGUCAUCUACCGUGUCCGUGUCCGCCGUGGAGGCCGCAAGAAGCCUGUGUCGAAGGGUGCUACAUUCGGCAAGCCCACCAACCAGGGUGUCAACCAACUGAAGUACCAGCGAUCCCUCAAGUCGACUGCCGAGGAGCGUGUCGGUCGUCGUUGUGCCAAUUUGCGUGUCCUGAACUCCUACUGGAUCAACCAGGACUCCACCUACAAAUACUACGAGAUCAUCCUGGUCGAUCCUCAACACAAGGCCAUCCGCCGCGAUCCCCGUAUCAACUGGAUCGUGAAGCCCGUCCACAAGCACCGCGAGUCCAGAGGUCUUACCGCCACUGGCAAGAAGUCCCGUGGUUUGGGCAAGGGUCAUGGUUUCCACCACACAACUGCUGGCCGGAGAAAGACCUGGAAGAGACACAACACGCUCAACCUCCAGAGAUACAGAUAG
Molecule: messenger RNA, 1533 nt
Organism: Venustampulla echinocandica
Lineage: Eukaryota; Fungi; Ascomycota; Leotiomycetes; Helotiales; Pleuroascaceae
Exons: 8
Coding region: 1-1533 (510 amino acids)
Biological process (GO): cytoplasmic translation
Cellular component (GO): cytosolic large ribosomal subunit; ribosome
Molecular function (GO): structural constituent of ribosome; RNA binding
Source: RefSeq, a predicted model, not a curated record